AGGCUUUCUCAGUGCACACACUGCGCAUGCUCCGAGUUUCGCGUCGCUGCUUUCUGUCCCGUGUGAGCCGCCGUACAGCAGCAGUUGUCAUGGCAGCGAAUGCUUCUGUCUGGUAACUCGGCCUAGUCGCUUCAGCAAACCGGGGACCUGGCACCAUGUCUUACCGGGACCUACGGAAUUUCACAGAAAUGAUGCGGGCGCUCGGUUACCCCCGCCUCAUCUCCAUGGAGAAUUUCCGUAGUCCCAACUUUCUUCUGGUCUCGGAAGUUCUUAUUUGGUUGGCUAAAAGGUAUGAGCCUCAGUUGGUUAUCCCUGUGGAUGUGGACACAGAACAAGACCGAGUGUUCUUCAUUAAGGCAGUAGCAGAGUUUAUGGCCACUAAGGCUCACAUUAAGCUGAACACCAAGAAGCUGUACCAGGCGGAUGGGAACUCUGUAAAGGAGCUACUGAAAGUCACCAAUGUGCUCUACAAUGCUAUGAAAACCAAAGGCCUUGAAAGCAUCCAGAUUGGGGACGAAGACAUAGCCACAUUCAAGUUUGACCUUGGAACGAAAAUUACUGACUUGAAAAUGGCCAGACAGCUUGCAUCUGAAAUCACCUCCAAAGGAGCUUCGCUGUAUGACAUCCUGGGCAAGGAGGCUGACCUGAGAGAAUUGAGAACAGCCGCUAUUGCCCGUCCUCUGGAGAUAAAUGAAACUGAAAAAGUACUAAGGCUGUCCAUCAAAGAAGUCUUGGAGCAAUGUCAGAAGAUGAGGGACUUCCUGACUAAUGGGGCAUCUGAUGAGGUGAACCUGGACUCCAAAAUUGAGAAACGCAGAAAGGAGCUGGAGAGGAAUCGAGCGAGACUUCAGACUCUGCAGAGCGUGAGGCCAGCUUUCAUGGAUGAAUAUGAGAAGCUGGAGGAAGAGCUUCAGAAGCAGUACGAGAUCUACAUGGACAAGUAUCGCAAUCUCUGCUACCUGGAACAGCAGCUGGAGGACCACCACCGGGUAGAGCAGGAACGCUUUGAGGAGGCAGAGAACACACUGAGACUGAUGCAGAACAAGCUGAGAGAGGAGGAGAACCGGCUGCAGAAGGCAGGAAACAGCAACGAGGACUCAGACAGUGAGAUCCAGGAGGAUGAUGGCUCUGAUGAUACAGAGGAUGAGGAACGGAGACCUGGAAAGCUGCCAAUCGGACGUGGCAUUCCCAUACAGGGGAGGGGCGGCCAUAUUGUGGGUACAAUGAUUGGAGGAGACAGCGAUGAGGCGGGAGCCAGUCCUGCCAUCAUAAGUAGCUCGGAAGCUCUCGGAGGCCAUCAGCAGGAUGCAUUGGAUGAUAGCGAGAUGGAUGUGGAUGACGAAGAUGAUGAUGAAGAUGAGGAGGAGGAGGCGACUAUCAUGAGGGCGAGAGGGCCUGGCCGAAGCUUGCGCAAACCCAGCCGACGAGUGCAACAAACGGAGUCAUUUGUGGAGAGUGACAAUGACUUCUAGGCAUAGUGCCUAAUGGAAUCUGCCUCUGUCUGUCCCAUCACCUAUCAGCAGUGGACCAGGCUUGGCACCCUGUAACACUUUCCAUGACUUCCCUAUGCUGUGCCUGAAACAGUCACCCACCUCACUUACAUUCCUCAGAUACAUUCCUCCUCUUUCCCUAUUUCCAAAUCACUGUUACAAAUGUAUCCACGUAUCAUAGCCUAUAUUUAUUAUUGCCAUCUUUUACGUAUUGUUUAAAAAAAAAAAAUCAAAGAUUAACAAAUAAAAAAUAAAUCUUAUAAUGGUAA
This is a messenger RNA of Pseudophryne corroboree (corroboree frog), 1759 nucleotides long. RefSeq names its product clusterin associated protein 1 (gene IFT38). The record is from RefSeq and is a predicted model, not a curated record. Gene Ontology annotation, biological process: cilium assembly. Lineage: Eukaryota; Metazoa; Chordata; Amphibia; Anura; Myobatrachidae. The transcript is spliced from 13 exons. Gene Ontology annotation, cellular component: cilium; centrosome; intraciliary transport particle B. Bases 156 to 1472 code for a protein of 438 amino acids.